This is a messenger RNA of Aedes albopictus (Asian tiger mosquito), 810 nucleotides long. It is a transcript of the gene Acbp1, whose product is annotated as acyl-CoA-binding protein. Gene Ontology annotation, molecular function: fatty-acyl-CoA binding. The transcript is spliced from 2 exons. The record is from RefSeq and is a predicted model, not a curated record. Lineage: Eukaryota; Metazoa; Arthropoda; Insecta; Diptera; Culicidae. Gene Ontology annotation, biological process: fatty acid metabolic process. The coding region runs from base 153 to 413 and encodes 86 amino acids.
AAAUAUUUCGCGAACAAACAUCAGAUUCUUCCUUUCGCAUCCCUCCCAGACAGACCUGCGGCCGACUGAUAUUAUUGGAAUUUGGAUAAAUAAAGGUGUUUUUCUUCCAUUUUUACAUCAAGAAACGGAAACUCGGAAGUUCCUUUGCAAAAAUGUCGACCUUCGAACAAGCCGCCGAAGAUGUCAAGAAUCUGAAAGUCACCCCGUCAGAUGCCGAUCUGCUGGAGGUGUACGGCCUGUACAAGCAGGCCACCGUCGGGGACUGCAACACCGACAAGCCCGGUCUGCUCGACUUCAAGGGCAAAUCCAAGUGGGAGGCCUGGAACGGGCGCAAGGGCAUGUCGCAGGACGACGCCAAACAGGCCUACAUCGAGAAGGUGGCCAAGCUGGUGGAGCAACACGGACUGAAGUAGGCGUGGGGCGGUGUUUGCUGCUGCAAUCGAGACGAGACGAGACGCACAGUUCGGUGGCUUCCCGCUGGUGAUGGGAUGGUACUCUUCCGGAAUCUCAAAUUGACCAUGUGCCGAAGAUGGAGGGGGCGGUAGCAUUUUAGAGGAAUAGGUGAUUAGGGACUUUCGGACUUCUGCAACGCACUUGAUUAUGAAUCACAAAGAAAGGAAACACUGAAUUACUCUCAUCAAAAGUUUUUAUUUGUAUUGUACAAAUACAGCUAGUUUAUUUUCGUUGAAUACUUUUGAAUUGAUAAUAAUAUUAAUAUGUGGCUAAAAGCUCUACGAUAACACACUUGAUUUAGGAAUAAGUUGUAUAACAAUAAAUUAUUUCAGAACCGUACUGGCUCCAGACGCAAAA